Messenger RNA from Metopolophium dirhodum (rose-grain aphid), 729 nucleotides. RefSeq lists its product as uncharacterized. NCBI's taxonomy places the organism in Eukaryota, Metazoa, Arthropoda, Insecta, Hemiptera, Aphididae. The coding region runs from base 1 to 729 and encodes 242 amino acids. The transcript has a single exon. The record is from RefSeq and is a predicted model, not a curated record.
AUGCAUGCAUUAAGUGAAAUUUUACAGACGUCCGAUGACCCAAUUACUAAAAGUGAAGCAUUAUCAUUGUUGAAUGAAGUUGGAAGUUUUGAAUUUUUAUUAAGUAUGAUUAUUUGGUAUGAACUACUUACAGAAGUAAAUAUUGUAAGUAAUAAUUUUCAAAAUCCUAAUAUGCAAUUAGAUGUUUCAACUAACAUGCUUAAAGGUCUUAUUGUAUUUCUUGAAAAAUACCGGGACAACGGAUUUGAAAAAGCAAUGGAAACUGCCAAACAACUAGCAAUUGCUAUUGAGAUUGAACCUACAUUUAAUGAAGUACGUUACAGAAAAAAGAAAAGAUGUUUUAGUUAUGAAAGUGUUGAUGAAACCCUUCAAGAUCCACAGCAAAAUUUUCGCACUCAAUAUUUUUUAGUUAUUUUGGAUUCAGCGAUUAUGUCAAUGUCAAAGCAAUUUAACCAAAUAAAUAAUUUUAAUUCAAAUUUUGGAUUUUUGUAUGAUGUAAGCAAGUUAAAAACUAUGUCUGACGAAGAAAUUCGAAAACAUUGCCAAGAUCUUCAAAUAAUUUUAACAGAAGGCGAAGAUAAAGAUAUAGAUGCUAUUGAUUUAUUUGAAGAAUUUCUCAUUCUUCGAGAGAUGGUUGAUAAUAAUAUGACAGCUUUACAGACAUUGACAUUGGUUAAAAAGUCAUUGGGUUCAUUUUCAAACGUUGAAGUUGCUCUAAAAAUUUUAUGA